This is a messenger RNA of Exophiala dermatitidis NIH/UT8656, 602 nucleotides long. RefSeq lists its product as uncharacterized. Bases 21 to 602 code for a protein of 193 amino acids. Lineage: Eukaryota; Fungi; Ascomycota; Eurotiomycetes; Chaetothyriales; Herpotrichiellaceae. The record is from RefSeq and is a predicted model, not a curated record. The transcript is spliced from 4 exons.
AGCAGCAGCCAUUGCCCAACAUGGGCGCAGGUCAAUCCAAACCCGACGUGUCUACCAAGCAUGUCUUUGCCAGUGACACACCUAUCCAGUUUUCCCAAGAAUUACUCGACUCCCUCCAAGCAUCAUCAGAAACAAAUUCAACCCGCGCAAAGGCGUUAGAACUUCACAUUGCUCAACGCGUCUCCGAAGAGUUAGAAAAAGUACAGAAACAUGAAUCCGCUCUCCUAGAGGAGGCCCGCAAGAAGAUCGCCGAAGGAGAAGAGAAGGAUUCGGCAAAGUCUUCGGCAAAGUCUUCGGAUUCACUCCUUCAAAUACCCUCGAUAUCCCCGAAAAACCUGCUCAGCUCCGAAAGCGACGAGGAAAAGCAACGCAGAGCCCAGAGCUCGCAGAAAGUGCAACAAGAAAUCGAGAAGCUCAAGCAGACGCUAGGUCAGCGGAAAACAUUAAAGGAACUCCCCAAGGAAGUGGAAUCAGCGAGACAAGAUGUGGUCAACUGCCUAAGAAUAAACGAUAGACGACCACUCGACUGCUGGAAGGAGGUGGAAAUCUUCAAACGCGAGGUACGGAAAAUGGAGGAGAAUUAUGUUGAAUCCGUGCUUUGA